Asparagus officinalis (garden asparagus) is the source of this 2081-nucleotide messenger RNA. RefSeq names its product protein FAR1-RELATED SEQUENCE 5-like. The coding region runs from base 50 to 853 and encodes 267 amino acids. The transcript is spliced from 2 exons. Gene Ontology annotation, biological process: regulation of DNA-templated transcription. Gene Ontology annotation, molecular function: zinc ion binding. The record is from RefSeq and is a predicted model, not a curated record. NCBI's taxonomy places the organism in Eukaryota, Viridiplantae, Streptophyta, Magnoliopsida, Asparagales, Asparagaceae.
UAAAACUCAAAGAUGUAAAAAACUUAUUGAUAGUCUGCGAGAAGAAGGUAUGCCUCCUUCCACUAUUUCUCGCGUUAUCAAUGCAACCAAUGGAAGAGACGGUGAAUUUGUGACAUCACAACAGUGCAUUGAUCAUAUCAGAACCCAAAGAGUCAACAAUAUUGGUCAUGAAUGCAUAUCUAUCAUUCGACAUUUUCAGAGUAUGACAGCGAAUGAUCCAGAAUUUUAUUUUGCAAUAGAAGUAGACAGUAGUGGACAAAUGAGGAGUGUUUUCUGGACCGACGAAAGAUCAAGAGCAUCUUAUUUGCAAUUCAGUGAUGUUAUUGUGUUUGAUGUGACAUACAGAACUAAUAAGUUCGGUCUUCCAUUUGCUCCAUUUACUGGUAUAAAACACCAUAGGCAGUCCACUUUACUUGGUUGUGCAUUACUAGCCGAUGAACAGGAAGAUACCUUUGUUUGGUUAUUUGAAGAAUGGCUGAAAUGCAUGCAUGGCUUUGAACCAGGUGCUAUUAUAACAGAUCAGGAUAGAGCAAUGUGUAAUGCUAUUCACUCAGUGUUUCCAACGACAAGACAUCGUUAUUGCUAUUGGCACAUGCAAAAGCAUAUUAUUGAUCAUUUGCCUACUUUGGUAUCUCGUUAUGGUGAACAGUUUCAAAGGUAUUGGGGCUUGUGGUGCAAUAGUUCUUCAAUUGAACAAUGUGAAGGAUAUUGGGUUGAGAUGAAAGAGAAGUUUGAUAUAAAUGAAGAAGGGGAGGGAUGGUUGCAAACAGUUUACAAAUGCAGAGAACACUGGGUGCCGUGUUAUCUGAAGGACACUUUUUUUUGCUGGGAUGAGAUCGAGCCAAAGGAGUGAAAGUAUUAAUGCAUUUUUUGAUGGGUAUGUUAACUCACAGACUCAAUUACACGAGUUUGUGACACAAUAUGAAAAAGCAUUAACUCAUCGUCACUUAAGUGAAGCCCAUGAAGAUUUUAAGAGUCUGAACACAAAGCCGGUCAUGCUCCUUGGACAUCCAAUUAAGGUCCAAGCUGGAGAAAUGUAUACACGCAAUAUGUUUGAUGUGUUCCAAACUGAAUUCAAAGGAUUUGGUACAGAGUUCUGUGAAUAAUUGAGAAAAGAUGGGGACAUUGUUGAAUACAAGGUCUGUAAGUUUACAGAUAGAGGAAAAUGGGAGGUGGUUACUUAUGAACAAUCCAGUCAGAUGCAGUUCUGUUGCACUUGUGCUUUGUUUGAAACUAAUGGUGUUGUAUGUAGACAUAUAUUAUCGCUAAUGAUGGCUAGGCAAAUGGAUUCAUUACCCGACCACUACAUCCUACACCGUUGGACCAUACAUGCAAGGCAUCGUAACAUUGGGGUUGGCAACAUCGUAUUUGGAAGAAACAUCACCAGCUGUGAAGGGAAGAUUAAUUUAUUAAAAUCUUGGGCUUUAAUAGCAAAAUUCAAUAAUGUGCUUGAGCUUGCAUUUGAUUCAGAAGAGAAGCUGCAACAACUUGAUGAUGUGCUAACAAAUUUCAUGGAAUCACUUGAAGAAGAAGUUGGAGAAACUCAAGAUCAAAUAAUGGAUAUUCCUCAACCUUCCGCACCCAUUUCACAUACAAUAGAAAACAUUCCUCAUAUAACAGUUCGUGAUCCUGAUAGACCUGCAAGGACUAAAGGUCGUCCACGCAAUGCUACUAGAAUCCAGUCAGGUUUAGAACAGGCACAAGAAAAGAAAGAAAGGAAGAAACGCAUAUGUAGCAGAUGUGGUGAACUCAGGCAUUAUAGAACUAGCUGUAAAGUUAACUUGCAAAGGUACCAUUUUCGUUUCUAUUCAGUUUUAGCCCUAUAUAUGUUUAUGAAACUUGAUAGCACAAAGUCAUAUCUCAUGAUUAAUUUGUCAUAUAAUUUGCAGCUAAACAUAUGCACGGGUGGUGGAUGUAUUGGUUUGUUCACAAAGUCAUAUCUCAUGAUUAAUCGCUACCACUAACACAGGAACAAGCACAAGCAGCUCAGGUUCAUCCACAACUCUGCCUUGGCCCCUCAAGCAACUCCAUCAAUGUCUCGUAGCUGCUGAUUGUGUCUUGUAGCUGCUGAUGUAUUACUA